Tupaia belangeri chinensis (Chinese tree shrew) is the source of this 6903-nucleotide messenger RNA. It is a transcript of the gene DOCK9, whose product is annotated as dedicator of cytokinesis 9. The coding region runs from base 66 to 6452 and encodes 2128 amino acids. The transcript has 54 exons. Gene Ontology annotation, biological process: small GTPase-mediated signal transduction; positive regulation of GTPase activity. NCBI's taxonomy places the organism in Eukaryota, Metazoa, Chordata, Mammalia, Scandentia, Tupaiidae. The record is from RefSeq and is a predicted model, not a curated record. Gene Ontology annotation, molecular function: guanyl-nucleotide exchange factor activity.
CACUGCGACUGACCACUUGUGCCUGGGAAGUCAGCCUCCUUUCCUUCCUUGGGCCCCUGGCAUGCAUGUGCCUUGCACGGCCAGGGACUCGCAGCUGUUCUAGUUGUAGACUUUCUGAGUUGCGUUGUCAGCCGAGAAUGCAGGCUGAUAAAUGCAGGACCAGUGGUAGAAAUGUCAAAAAGGAGCUGGUGAUUGAGUCCCCCCUGCAGUACAAGGAUGCAGCUCAGGGAGACGUGGAGGCAGAGAGCCCAGACCCCGUGCUGGCAAAGCCAAAGCUAAUAGAGCCACUUGACUAUGAAAAUGUCAUCGUGCAAAAGAAAACUCAGAUCCUGAACGACUGUUUGAGGGAGAUGCUCCUUUUCCCUUACGAUGACUUUCAGACGACCAUUCUUAGACGACAGGGCCGGUACGUGUGCUCCACAGUCCCUGCCAGCGCAGCAGCGGAAGCACAGAGCUUAUUCGUUACAGAGUGCAUCAAAACCUAUAACUCUGACUGGCAUCUCGUGAAUUAUAAAUAUGAAGAUUACUCAGGAGAGUUUCGACAGCUUCCAAACAAAGUGGCCAAGCUGGAUAAACUUCCAGUUCAUGUCUAUGAAGUUGAUGAGGAGGUCGACAAAGAUGAGGAUGCUGCCUCCCUCGGUUCUCAGAAGGGUGGGAUCACCAAGCACGGCUGGCUGUACAAAGGCAACAUGAACAGUGCCAUCAGUGUGACCAUGAGGUCAUUUAAGAGGCGGUUUUUCCACCUGAUUCAACUUGGGGAUGGAUCCUAUAAUUUGAAUUUUUAUAAAGAUGAAAAGAUCUCCAAAGAACCAAAAGGAUCAAUAUUUCUGGAUUCCUGUAUGGGUGUGGUUCAGAACAACAAAGUCAGGCGUUUUGCUUUUGAGCUCAAGAUGCAGGACAAAAGUAGCUACCUUUUGGCAGCUGACAGUGAAGUGGAAAUGGAAGAGUGGAUCACUAUCCUGAACAAGAUUCUCCAGCUUAACUUUGAGGCCGCAAUGCAAGAAAAGCGCAAUGGAGACUCUCAUGAAGAUGAUGAGCAAAGUAAAUUGGAAGGUUCUGGUUCCGGUUUAGACAGCUACCUGCCUGAACUUGCCAAGAGUACCAGAGAAGCGGAAAUCAAACUGAAAAGUGAGAGCAGAGUUAAACUUUUUCACUUGGAUCCAGAUACCCAGAAGCUUGACUUCUCAUCAGCUGAGCCAGAAGUGAAGCCAUUUGAAGAGAAGUUUGGGAAAAGGAUUCUUGUCAAGUGCAAUGAUUUAUCUUUCAAUUUGCAAUGCUGCGUGGCUGAAAAUGAAGAAGGACCCACGACAAAUGUAGAGCCUUUCUUUGUUACUUUAUCCCUGUUUGACAUAAAAUACAACCGGAAGAUUUCUGCUGAUUUCCACGUGGACCUGAACCACUUCUCAGUGAGGCAGAUGCUGGCCACCACGUCCCCAGCUCUGAUGAACGGUGGUGGGCAGAGCCCGCCUGCCCUUCAGGACAGCCUUCACGAAGCCGCCAUGCAGUAUCCGAAGCAGGGAAUAUUUUCGGUCACGUGUCCUCACCCAGAUAUAUUUCUCGUGGCCAGAAUUGAAAAGGUCCUUCAGGGCAGCAUCACACACUGUGCUGAGCCGUAUAUGAAAAGUUCAGACUCCUCGAAGGUUGCUCAGAAGGUGCUGAAGAAUGCCAAGCAGGCAUGCCAAAGACUGGGACAGUACAGAAUGCCAUUUGCUUGGGCAGCAAGAACAUUGUUUAAGGAUGCAUCUGGAAACCUCGACAAAAAUGCCAGAUUUUCUGCCGUCUACAGGCAAGACAGCAAUAAGCUAUCAAAUGACGACAUGCUCAAGUUGCUUGCAGACUUUCGGAAACCUGAGAAGAUGGCGAAACUCCCAGUGAUUUUAGGAAAUCUAGACAUUACAAUUGAUAACGUUUCCUCAGACUUCCCCAAUUAUGUUAAUUCCUCAUACAUUCCAAUGAGGCAAUUUGAGACUUGUACUAAAACUCCAAUUACGUUUGAAGUAGAGGAAUUUGUGCCCUGCAUACCAAAGCACACUCAGCCUUACACUGUCUACAACAGUCACCUUUAUGUUUAUCCUAAAUACUUGAAAUACGACAGUCAAAAGACUUUUGCCAAGGCCAGAAAUAUUGCUAUUUGCAUCGAAUUCAAAGAUUCAGAUGAGGAAGAUUCUCAGCCCCUGAAGUGCAUUUACGGCCGGCCUGGCGGGCCAGUGUUCACAAGAAGCGCCUUUGCUGCUGUUUUACACCACCACCAAAACCCCGAGUUUUACGAUGAGGUUAAAAUAGAAUUGCCCACCCAGCUCCACGAAAAGCACCAUUUGUUGUUCACGUUCUUCCACGUCAGCUGUGAUAACUCGAGUAAAGGAAGCACGAAGAAGAAGGACGUGGUGGAAACACAAGUUGGAUAUUCCUGGCUCCCUCUCCUGAAAGACGGAAGGGUGGUGACCCACGAGCAGCACAUCCCAGUCUCCGCUAAUCUUCCUUCCGGCUACCUUGGCUACCAGGAGCUUGGCAUGGGCAGGCAUUAUGGUCCAGAAAUUAAAUGGGUGGAUGGAGGCAAGCCACUGUUGAAAAUUUCAACUCAUCUGGUUUCUACAGUGUACACUCAGGAUCAGCAUUUACAUAAUUUUUUCCAGUACUGUCAGAAAACCGAAUCCGGAGCUCAAGCCUUAGGGAGUGAACUUGUGAAAUACCUGAAGAGUCUACAUGCGAUGGAAGGCCACGUGAUGAUCGCCUUCUUGCCUACCAUCCUAAACCAGCUAUUCCGAGUCCUCACCAGAGCCACACAGGAAGAAGUCGCAGUCAACGUGACUCGGGUCAUUAUUCAUGUGGUUGCCCAGUGCCAUGAGGAAGGAUUGGAGAGCCACUUGAGGUCAUAUGUUAAGUAUGCUUAUAAGGCUGAACCAUAUGUUGCUUCCGAGUAUAAGACAGUGCAUGAAGAACUGACCAAAUCCAUGACCACAAUCCUCAAGCCUUCUGCCGAUUUUCUCACCAGCAACAAGCUACUUAAGUAUUCAUGGUUUUUCUUUGAUGUGCUGAUAAAAUCCAUGGCUCAGCAUUUGAUAGAGAACUCCAAAGUUAAGUUACUUCGAAACCAGAGAUUUCCCGCAUCCUAUCACCAUGCCGUGGAAACUGUCGUGAAUAUGCUGAUGCCACACAUUACUCAGAAGUUCCGGGAUAACCCUGAGGCAUCUAAGAAUGCAAAUCACAGCCUUGCCGUCUUCAUCAAGAGAUGUUUCACCUUCAUGGACAGGGGCUUUGUCUUUAAGCAGAUCAACAACUACAUCAGCUGCUUUGCUCCUGGAGACCCAAAGACCCUCUUUGAAUACAAAUUUGAGUUUCUCCGUGUGGUGUGCAAUCAUGAACAUUAUAUUCCCUUGAACUUACCGAUGCCAUUUGGAAAAGGCAGGAUUCAAAGAUACCAAGAUCUCCAGCUUGACUACUCGUUAACAGAUGAGUUUUGCAGAAACCACUUCUUGGUGGGACUGUUACUGAGAGAGGUGGGGACUGCCCUCCAGGAGUUCCGGGAGGUCCGUCUGAUCGCCAUCAGUGUGCUCAAGAACCUGCUGAUAAAGCAUUCCUUUGAUGACAGAUACGCAUCAAGGAGUCAUCAGGCGAGGAUAGCCACUCUCUACCUGCCUCUGUUUGGGCUGCUUAUUGAAAACGUCCAGCGGAUCAACGUGAAGGAUGUGUCCCCCUUCCCCGUGAACCCAGGCAGCACCAUGAAAGACGAAUCCCUUGCUCUGCCCACUGUGAACCCCCUAGUGACGCCGCAGAAGGGAAGCACGCUGGACAACACCCUGCACAAAGACCUCCUCGGCGCCAUCUCCGGCAUCGCUUCUCCAUAUACAACUUCGACUCCAAACAUUAACAGUGUGAGAAAUGCUGAUUCGAGAGGAUCUCUCAUAAGCACAGAUUCGGGUAACAGCCUUCCAGAAAGGAAUAGUGAGAAGAGCAAUUCCCUGGAUAAGCACCAACAAAGCAAUACUUUGGGAAAUUCCGUGGUUCGAUGUGACAAACUUGACCAAUCUGAGAUUAAGAGCCUACUGAUGUGUUUCCUCUACAUUUUAAAAAGCAUGUCUGAUGAUGCUUUGUUCACGUAUUGGAACAAGGCUUCAACGUCUGAACUUAUGGAUUUUUUUACAAUAUCUGAAGUCUGCCUGCACCAGUUCCAGUACAUGGGGAAGCGAUACAUAGCCAGGAACCAGGAGGGGUUGGGACCCAUAGUUCAUGAUCGAAAAUCUCAGACCUUGCCUGUUUCCCGUAACAGAACAGGAAUGAUGCAUGCCAGAUUGCAGCAGCUGGGCAGCCUGGAUAACUCUCUCACUUUUAACCACAGCUAUGGCCACUCGGACGCCGACGUCCUCCACCAGUCGUUACUCGAAGCCAACAUCGCUACCGAGGUUUGCCUCACGGCCCUGGACACGCUCUCUCUGUUCACACUGGCAUUUAAGAACCAGCUCUUGGCUGAGCAUGGCCACAAUCCUCUCAUGAAGAAGGUUUUUGAUGUCUACCUGUGUUUCCUUCAAAAGCAUCAGUCUGAAACAGCUUUAAAGAGUGUCUUCACUGCCUUAAGGUCAUUAAUUUACAAGUUCCCCUCUGCGUUCUACGAAGGGAGAGCAGACAUGUGCGCGGCUCUGUGCUAUGAGAUCCUCAAGUGCUGCAACUCCAAGCUGAGCUCCAUCAGAACCGAGGCCUCGCAGCUGCUCUACUUCCUCAUGCGGAACAACUUCGACUACACGGGGAAGAAGUCCUUUGUCCGGACACAUUUGCAAGUCAUUAUCUCCGUCAGCCAACUGAUUGCCGAUGUUGUUGGCAUCGGGGGGACCAGAUUCCAGCAGUCCUUGUCUAUCAUCAACAACUGUGCCAACAGUGACCGGCUCAUCAAGCACACCAGCUUCCCGCCUGCUGUGAAGGACUUGACCAAGAGGAUCCGCACGGUCCUGAUGGCCACUGCCCAGAUGAAGGAGCACGAGAACGACCCGGAGAUGCUCGUGGACCUUCAGUACAGCCUGGCCAAGUCCUAUGCCAGCACCCCCGAGCUCAGGAAGACGUGGCUCGACAGCAUGGCCAGGAUCCACGUCAAAAACGGGGAUCUCUCGGAGGCAGCGAUGUGCUAUGUCCACGUGACAGCCCUGGUGGCCGAGUAUCUCACACGGAAAGGCAUGUUUAGACAAGGAUGCACAGCCUUCAGGGUCAUUACUCCAAACAUAGACGAAGAGGCCUCCAUGAUGGAAGACGUCGGAAUGCAGGACGUUCACUUCAACGAGGACGUGCUGAUGGAGCUCUUGGAGCAGUGUGCAGAUGGACUCUGGAAAGCAGAGCGUUAUGAGCUGAUUGCUGACAUCUACAAACUCAUCAUCCCCAUUUAUGAGAAGCGCAGGGAUUUUGAGAGGCUGGCCCAUCUAUAUGACACGCUGCACCGAGCUUACAGCAAAGUGACUGAGGUCAUGCACUCUGGCCGCAGGCUCCUGGGGACCUACUUCCGGGUAGCUUUCUUUGGGCAGCAAUACCAGUUUACAGACAGUGAAACAGAUGUGGAGGGAUUCUUUGAAGAUGAAGACGGAAAGGAGUAUAUUUACAAGGAACCCAAACUCACGCCUCUGUCAGAAAUUUCCCAGAGACUCCUUAAACUUUACUCAGAUAAAUUUGGUUCUGAAAAUGUUAAAAUGAUACAGGAUUCUGGCAAGGUCAACCCUAAGGAUCUGGAUUCCAAGUAUGCCUAUAUCCAGGUGACUCAUGUGACCCCAUUCUUUGAUGAAAAAGAAUUGCAAGAAAGGAGAACAGAAUUUGAAAAAUCUCACAACAUUCGCCGCUUCAUGUUUGAGAUGCCCUUUACCCAGACCGGAAAAAGGCAAGGCGGAGUAGAAGAACAGUGCAAACGGCGCACCAUAUUGACAGCAAUACACUGCUUCCCGUACGUGAAGAAGCGAAUCCCUGUCAUGUACCAGCACCACACGGACCUGAACCCCAUCGAGGUGGCCAUUGAUGAGAUGAGUAAGAAGGUGGCCGAGCUGCGGCAGCUGUGCUCCUCGGCCGAAGUGGACAUGAUCAAGCUGCAGCUCAAGCUCCAGGGCAGUGUGAGCGUCCAGGUCAAUGCUGGCCCACUAGCAUAUGCGCGAGCUUUCUUAGAUGACAUGAACACAAAAAGAUAUCCUGACAAUAAAGUGAAGUUACUUAAGGAAGUUUUCAGGCAAUUUGUGGAAGCUUGCGGUCAAGCCUUGGCGGUAAAUGAGCGUCUGAUUAAAGAAGACCAGUUAGAGUACCAGGAAGAAAUGAAGGCCAACUACAGAGAGAUGGCCAAAGAGCUUUCUGAAAUCAUGCAUGAGCAGAUUUGUCCCCUGGAGGAGAAGACGAGCGUUUUACCAAACUCGCUUCACAUCUUCAACGCCAUCAGCGGAACGCCAACAAGCACCAUGGUUCACGGGCUGACCAGCUCAUCCUCAGUUGUGUGAUGGCGCCUCGCGGACCUUGUGUGGAGACUCGCUUUGUCGUUUGCAAACUCAGGAUGCAUUCCAUUUCCAAAGCUCAUCACUGGGAAGACCAGGCACAGGGAGAAGCUGAGGGAAAUGGCAGAGAACGGAAAGAAAGAACUCUGUUACUUCAUAGCAGGUUUUCUAUAGGAGGCAAAGAGGGCGCACGUAUUUUUUUACAUCUCACUGGUAAUAUUCAGAGUUUUCAUUGUGUCUUAACAGAAGUGUGUGGUGGACACUCUUAAGCUGGGGUUAAAUUUUAUUCUUCCAUACAGAGUAGUAUUAAAAUAAAUGGCCUAAAGAAAAAAAAGUGUUCUGGAAUGUAUAUAGCCGGGACAGAAGCACUGAAAUUGAGGCCGGGAGGAUCUUUUUGCCUCUAGGCUAAGCUGGAAAAUCUUGAAAAUAUUUUUUUUUUUCCUGUGGCACAUUCAGG